UACAUAAUGAAUCCUAUUUAUAACUGGAAAUUAGGCGAUAUUGCACUAGGUAGAAUAUGCAAGAAGAUAUAUGCGAAGAUUCAAGUUGUUAAAAAUGAAGAGGGAUUAUUUUAUGACGAGAAAGUUCUAGGUAUAUCCCCAGAUGGUGAUGGAAUUAAGAUAACAAAGGAAUUAUGUUACUACGUAGAAAUCAUAAGAACAAAACAGAGACUAUGGCUCCCGUACACUGGAAUGUUCCUAGCUCAGCGUUCCAGACCUUUCUAUGGCGCCAAUAGAUUAGAACCUAAGAAGUUACAAGAUAAACCAGCAGCUGCACCAAGAAAGAGGAAAAUAAAAGAAGAUUACACUCUUCCCUUGAAUGUGAAACCAUCAAAGUCUAAGGAGCCUGAUCUCAACAUUUCUUAUGACAUCCGGCAAAUGCCAUUAAAACAGAGUAAAUAUGAAAAUGCCUUCAAAGAGUUUGUCAGACGCGGCAAAGAACAGCUAUUUGACGAAUAUUACUUCGCUUUAAUAAAUACUAAUGAUGACACCUUGGACUACUUACAAAAUGUAGAUGCAAGUACUGAAGAUAAAUUUGAGACUGUUAUAAAGAAUAUUGUGUCCGAGAAGGAAAUAGAAAACUACUUGCAUCAAUGCUGGAGAUAUAAUCAUGUGUGUAAACAAGUUGAUAAAGAAGUGUCAGAUAAUCGUUCUGCAAGUAACCUACCAGUAACAGUGCACACCACCUGGUGCCUGGUCUGCGGAGAAAAUGAUCGACUGAGAGAAUGUGUGAGCUGCCCAGCAUCUUUUCACACCGUGUGCAGACGAGAGUGGCUCGUUUCUAUCAUACAUCGAAAGAAUCCGCCCAAGAAGGAGAAAAAGCCAGUCACAUUAGUUGAGAAGAUUCUAUCUAGUACUAGAACGAUUUGUUCCAUACAAAAAGACAAGGAAAACCUGGAGAUAUGUCCUAGUUGCAUGUGGGGACCAAAAGUUGGUUACGACGAUGUAGUGUGGCAUAAGCUGGGCUCGUGCCCAUGGUGGCCGGCGAGGGUGUUGACCCCGGGCGCCACCCCAUCCUGCUUGUUGACGCGCACACAUACGCCGCACCAGUGGCCGCUCAAGUACUAUGGUACACUGAACUACUCAUGGGGAGACUCGGCCAGAAUGUGCCUAUUCCUACCAAAGCACACAGCCGCGUUGCAGUCGCGAGAUGAAACUCUCCGACAAGCUGUAUUGGACGCUUGUGAUGAUUAUAUAUCCGUCUAUCUAACAUAAAAAAUAUAAAUAAUUAUUUCUUUUUUCAUAAAAAAAAAAACAUUUUGUCACUAUUGGUUCGGUGUGAAGGAGUAAUAGAAUAAAACACGUAGUAGACGGAUUGAGUAGAAUUUGUAAAACAUGAGCCUAUACGGAAGCAAUUUUUUUUUUAUUCAUAAAGAUAUAAAUACUUU
Zerene cesonia (dogface butterfly) is the source of this 1427-nucleotide messenger RNA. RefSeq lists its product as uncharacterized. The transcript has 8 exons. Bases 7 to 1254 code for a protein of 415 amino acids. The record is from RefSeq and is a predicted model, not a curated record. Lineage: Eukaryota; Metazoa; Arthropoda; Insecta; Lepidoptera; Pieridae.